Arabidopsis lyrata subsp. lyrata is the source of this 2294-nucleotide messenger RNA. RefSeq names its product long chain acyl-CoA synthetase 6, peroxisomal. The record is from RefSeq and is a predicted model, not a curated record. The transcript is spliced from 23 exons. Gene Ontology annotation, molecular function: long-chain fatty acid-CoA ligase activity. Gene Ontology annotation, biological process: fatty acid metabolic process. Gene Ontology annotation, cellular component: membrane; endoplasmic reticulum. Lineage: Eukaryota; Viridiplantae; Streptophyta; Magnoliopsida; Brassicales; Brassicaceae. The coding region runs from base 47 to 2137 and encodes 696 amino acids.
UCGGAUCAUUCUCUUCUCUCUGAUUCCGAAUCGGUUAAUUAUUAUUAUGGAUUCUUCUUCUUCCUCCGCCGCCGCACGCCGCCGCAUCAACGCUAUCCACUCUCAUCUCGUCACCUCUUCUCGCUCUUCCCCUCUCCUCCGCUCCAAUCCCACCGCCGGCGAGUUCUGUCUUGAUAAUGGCUACAGUGUUGUUCUCCCCGAGAAAUUGAAUACUGGCAAUUGGAACGUCUACAGAUCUGCAAAGUCUCCGUUCAAGCUCGUUAGCAGAUUCCCAGAUCAUCCUGACAUCGCUACUCUCCAUGACAAUUUUGAGCAUGCUGUUCAUGAUUUUCGGGAUUACAAGUAUUUAGGAACUCGUGUUCGUGUCGACGGAACUGUUGGAGACUACAAAUGGAUGACAUAUGGAGAAGCUGGUACAGCAAGAACUGCUUUAGGUUCGGGUUUAGUUCAUCACGGAAUCCCCAUGGGAUCAUCUGUUGGAAUUUACUUUAUCAACCGCCCCGAGUGGCUCAUCGUUGAUCAUGCUUGUUCUUCUUAUUCUUAUGUGUCUGUUCCUUUGUAUGAUACUCUUGGUCCUGAUGCUGUGAAGUUUAUUGUCAAUCAUGCAACUGUGCAAGCCAUAUUUUGUGUGGCAGAGACUUUAAACUCUUUACUUAGCUGUUUGUCUGAGAUGCCAAGUGUACGCCUGGUGGUGGUUGUUGGAGGGUUGAAUGAAUCUUUACCCUCUCUUCCCUCAUCAACAGGAGUGAAAGUUGUAUCAUAUUCGGUGUUACUGAAUCAGGGUCGUAGUAACCCUCAGCGGUUUUUUCCACCAAAACCCGAUGAUGUUGCAACCAUAUGCUAUACAAGCGGAACAACUGGGACACCCAAGGGAGUCGUAUUAACUCAUGCAAACUUGAUUGCGAAUGUUGCUGGCUCCAGCUUUAGUGUGAAAUUUUUCUCGUCAGAUGUUUACAUUUCGUAUCUUCCACUGGCACACAUUUACGAACGAGCUAAUCAGAUCCUAACAGUGUACUUUGGAGUUGCUGUUGGAUUCUAUCAAGGGGACAAUAUGAAACUACUGGAUGAUUUGGCUGCUCUGAGACCUACUGUGUUCAGCAGUGUCCCUCGAUUAUACAAUAGAAUAUAUGCUGGUAUCAUUAACGCAGUAAAAACCUCUGGUGGGCUGAAAGAGAGACUCUUCAAUGCUGCCUAUAAUGCAAAGAAGCAGGCUCUCUUGAAUGGAAAGAGUGCUUCUCCCAUAUGGGACAGGUUGGUAUUUAAUAAGAUAAAGGACAGACUUGGAGGGCGGGUUCGUUUUAUGACGUCUGGUGCUUCACCUCUGUCUCCUGAAGUGAUGGAAUUUUUGAAAAUAUGCUUUGGAGGAAGGGUAACAGAGGGAUAUGGAAUGACUGAAACAUCUUGUGUUAUAAGUGGAAUGGACGAGGGUGAUAACCUCACUGGACAUGUUGGCUCUCCUAAUCCAGCUUGUGAAGUAAAGCUUGUGGAUGUCCCGGAAAUGAACUAUACAUCAGUGGAUCAGCCCCAUCCCCGUGGCGAAAUAUGUGUUAGGGGUCCUAUAAUUUUUAGAGGCUAUUACAAAGAUGAAGUUCAAACGAAAGAGGUGAUUGAUGAAGAUGGAUGGCUUCACACUGGAGAUAUAGGUCUGUGGCUGCCGGGAGGACGUCUCAAAAUUAUUGACAGGAAGAAGAACAUCUUCAAACUGGCGCAGGGCGAGUAUAUAGCUCCAGAGAAAAUUGAAAACGUUUAUGCUAAAUGCAAAUUUGUGGGCCAGUGCUUUAUAUAUGGUGAUAGCUUUAAUUCAUCAUUGGUAGCUGUUGUAUCGGUUGAUCCAGAUGUGCUGAAAAGCUGGGCUGCUUCAGAAGGCAUUAAGUAUGGAGGAGAUCUGAGAGAAUUGUGCAAUAACCCGAGAGUGAAAGCAGCAGUACUAUCUGACAUGGACACUGUUGGAAGAGAAGCUCAGUUGAGAGGCUUUGAGUUUGCAAAGGCUGUGACAUUGGUGCUGGAACCAUUUACUCUGGAAAAUGGCUUGUUGACUCCGACAUUCAAGAUUAAGAGACCACAAGCAAAGGAAUAUUUCGCAGAAGCAAUAACAAACAUGUACAAGGAGCUUGGUGCUUCUGAUAAAGGUUUGUGAUGAUGGUAUAAUCGUGUGAUCAAUAAAAAGCCUAUUCAAAAUUUGUUUUUCCUAAAUGUUUAUCCCAAAUUGUAUUCUUUUUUGUUUUCUUGCUACAUAUUUAUUGAAUAGUAAAGGUAAUAAAGGUGCUACAUUAAUGAAACUUUUUUACAAUGUU